AAAUCGUUGAAAAACCGGACGGGCAAGUAAAACAACAUCAAGAUGAGCGCGUGCUGUUCUUCAGAUGAAAUGGCUUCUUCACAUACAUCAUCAAACAGGGAGUUCAUGACAACCGGAAGUGACGUAGAAACACGCAGCCAUUGCAGUUUGGCGGACAGUUUGGAAUCCGAGGCCCUCGAAGUAAAUGGCGAGAAGUCCACUGAGGCUAGUUUGCAACGGAGUUCGUCAUCCCGUCUUCCCAGGUUACAGCGGUCUCACACGUUCAACACAAAGAGUCCGGUCAAUAAAUCCGGCAUUUACGUGGACGCGAGAAAAGACGAGAGGAAUGCACGUGGCAGAUUUUCAAUACCACGUGACGAUAUUUCAUGUUUGCCGCACGCAGAUUGCGGAGGUACCAACUCCCUGUGUCACUGGAACUCGGACGGCAAGGCGCAAGUCCGGGAAAACACAACGAGUAAACGCCGAUUUGAGCUGCAGCAUUCUCUGCACGAGCGAGAGGCGGAAACUCCCGAGUACAUCACUCCGAGUCAGCGGAAAGACCAUCUGAUCAAAGACCUGAAAGCACAGGUGCGAGAGCUGAAACAGACCUUGCAACAUCGAGACAUGGAGGCGGAACAGAUGAAACUCGAACUGAAAGAAGAAGCCGCCGGGGAGGUGGAAAAACGAAACGAGGAAUUGGAAAAUGUUCGAAAAGAGCUGGAAGACAUGAAAUGCAAAUACGAAGACCUGACGAAAUCGUACGAAGAGUCAGUAAAGGCGGUGACAACCAUGGAACAGACAAUGGAUGAGCUGAAGACGGCCAUGGAGUGUAAGGAGAAGGAACAGGAAAAACUUUAUCUGCAGAUGUACCGGAAAGGCCGCCAGGUGGCGCAGAUUGAGCGCGAGGAAGAGCUUGAGGACAUGGUGGGUAAAGGCAUAAGGAGUCCCAGCUUCACCAUUCGGGAGUUAGUCCGAAAGUUAGCGGUCACCGAGACAGAAUUGGCCAAGUGGCAAUCUCUGCGGCGGAAAGAGUCCUACGAAGAGGGUGAAAAGCCGGAAAGCGAAUCGGAGGCAACCCUCCGCUUUCUUAGGGACUCUUUUUUCCAUUAUUUGACUGACGCCAAAUCUUCGGACGAUCACCUUCGAGCGAUUAUUCGGAUUUUUAAUUUCGACGAAGAACAUCGGAAAAAGAUCGCCAAGGCCCUGCUGGACGGGAAGCACUUGAAGAAAUAAACUGAUUUCACAAGUGAAUAUGAUUUGAAGGACAGGAUUCUUGUUUUCAAUUUGCAAACCUAUACUUGCGGGUCGCAAUAUUGACGCUUUAUGAAAAGGUACCGUGAUUUAGAAAGGUUGCCUUUAGGGAAGGAAAUAAAUCCGAAAAAUGUGUCAAUCUAACCAGCAAACCAGCAUCCCCUGAAUUUUCUGAAACAUCCAAAUAUCACAGGAUCUGUUUCAAAAUUUCGGUUUCAUUGCGGAUUGAUUUGCCGUCGACUUGUUAUUUCUGGUGACUCUUAAUCUAUACAACAGGCAACUAUCUUGAUUUUCUCAAGAUACCACAACAUGUUCAACAACAACCAAGCAGACUAACAAAGGAGGAACAAUAUACCAAUAUUUUAUGCUCAUUAGGUCUUCCGAAUUUAUCUUUCAGAUAUACAGAUUUGUGCUCUUCCACUCACUAAUCCGGAAUGUGCUGUCCUCAACAUAUCAAAUUUUUACGCCACAAGAACAUGUUCCUUUUAACCCUACACUUAGUCUGUCUUAAUUUCACCCAAUUAUUCGUGAAUAAGCAUAACGUCACAAUGGGAUACCGGCGGGUUAUCUUCUCACAACAGGUGUCGCUAGUGUGAAUUAGGACUUGCGCGUCACAAGUCUUUUGUUGCGCGACACGAAACAUGUUGCGCCUUGCGGUUCCAUCUGUAACGUAUUUGGUCUACCCACUGUGACGUAUUUGGUCUACCCGCUGUGACGUCAUGCUGUUGACGCUGCAGUGGAAUGUCCAGCGUGACUGAAAUGACAUAAAACAUCCCACUUCGGACUUUUGCCGGUAUCCCAUUUGCACAAACGUGUGUUCGCUUACCGCUACCAUUUUCAAUAUUAGUCAGUCCCACCGUACUGGGCAUCGUCCGAAAAUAAAAUCUUGGAACGUUGAGAUUGAAAGCAGAAAAUUUUUGUUUCAGUAAUAAAUGGUAUUUACUAUAAAUAACUAUUGUCAAAAAAGAUGAUUUUAAUUUUAGAAAGAGCAGCGUAGCAAAGGAGACACGUGAUUUGAAAAUGGCGGUUUGUGACGUUCAGAUGCUGUCCAAGUGGAUACAUCGAUUAUAUGUGUGUCGUUAUAGCCUUCAUUAUUUCUGUAUAAUCAGGUGAAAUCCAUUCAAGAUUGCUUUAAGAUCACAGGCAACCUGUUUUCGCUUCGCACAGCUUUGGCACUUUGAGCACAGCACAGGCGUAAUGACCGAACUUCGGUUUUGGGAAUGUACGAUGACUCGAUUGGCGGUCAGUGUUGACGCUGAGCUGGGUACACGGCCAACCGACCUAUGCUACACUCAAAAAAAAUAAUAAUAAAUCUGUUAAUUUUAAAACAAAGUCUGUUGUCUGAGUGAUGCUAGAAUGUAUUCUGUUAUUCCAGCGGAUUGUUCUAUUAAAUAUAACACACAUAUUUUAUUAAUUCAAUUAAGUUAAAAAAUGUAUGAAAUAAUUGUUCUAUUGUUCUGAUUGUUCUAUUAAAUAUAACACACAUAUUUUAUUAAUUCAAUUAAAUUACAAAUGUAUGAAAUAAAGAUUCUAUUAGACGAACAGAAUAUAUGACA
Messenger RNA from Liolophura sinensis, 2786 nucleotides. RefSeq names its product protein quick-to-court-like. The record is from RefSeq and is a predicted model, not a curated record. Lineage: Eukaryota; Metazoa; Mollusca; Polyplacophora; Chitonida; Chitonidae. Bases 43 to 1212 code for a protein of 389 amino acids. The transcript is spliced from 3 exons.